This is a messenger RNA of Solanum verrucosum, 1826 nucleotides long. RefSeq names its product beta-1,3-galactosyltransferase 7. Gene Ontology annotation, molecular function: beta-1,3-galactosyltransferase activity. Gene Ontology annotation, cellular component: Golgi membrane. NCBI's taxonomy places the organism in Eukaryota, Viridiplantae, Streptophyta, Magnoliopsida, Solanales, Solanaceae. Bases 323 to 1513 code for a protein of 396 amino acids. The record is from RefSeq and is a predicted model, not a curated record. The transcript is spliced from 11 exons.
ACCAUUGUCUUCCUCCUUUCCUCUCUACUAUAUACUAUACUAUUCUCUCUUGUUGUGAAGUGUGCCUAACAUUCUUGAAAAAAAAAGUAUAACAACAUUCUCAAAAUCUCAACAAUUGUUUAAUCUUUUUGGUAAAAAAAGGGAGAAGACAGAGAAAUUAACAGCCCCUUUUUCAUGUUGGCACUACUCUCCAACUUUGUCUCCACCCCUUUUGAUAUCUCUGUAUAAUAUGAAAAAAAAACCAUAGAUACAGUGACCCUUCAAUUUCCAACCCCUUGAUCUUGAUUCUUGAUUCUUGAAUCUUGAUUAGGAAUUAGGAGCAAUGAAGAAUAGACAUACUAUUAAAGUUUCUGUAAAAUGGAUACCUAUUUUCUCAAUUGCUUUCUUCUUUAUUGGGAUGUUGUUCUCUAACAGAUGGUGGUCACCAACUGAAUCUGGGAGUCAGCUUAUAGCUCAGCAUAGAAGGGACCAAGAACUUCAAGUUGUUUCUGAGGAUUGUAAUUCGAAAAAGAAGAAACAAGGACAAGAUAAGGAUGUAAUGCAAGAGGUGUACAAAACCCAUGAAGCAAUUCAAUCAUUGGACAAGUCAAUUGCUACGCUUCAGAUGGAAUUGGCAGCCACUAGGAGCACACAGGAAAUGAAGGUGGCUGAUCAGUCUUCCAAUUCUUCUCAUCCCCAAAAUGGCCCUCCAAGGAAGAAAGUUUUUGUGGUAAUUGGAAUUAAUACUGCUUUUAGCAGUAGGAAGAGGCGAGACUCAGUUAGAGAAACUUGGAUGCCUCAAGGGGACAAGCUUCUCAGAUUGGAGAAAGAGAAGGGUAUUGUAGUCCGCUUCAUGAUUGGUCACAGUGCAACAUCUAACAGCAUACUGGAUCGUGCUAUUGAUUCUGAAGAAGCCCAACAUGAAGACUUCCUCAGGCUGGAGCAUGUUGAAGGAUAUCACGAGCUCUCUGCUAAAACUAAGAUUUUCUUUUCUACUGCUGUUGCAAAAUGGGAUGCCGACUUCUACGUCAAGGUUGAUGAUGACGUCCACGUCAAUUUGGGCAUGCUAGCUGCAACUCUAGCUCGUCAUCGAUCGAAGCCCAGAAUUUACAUUGGGUGUAUGAAAUCUGGACCUGUUCUUGCUCAAAAGACUGUAAAGUACCACGAGCCAGAAUACUGGAAAUUUGGAGAAGAAGGAAACAAAUACUUCCGACAUGCAACUGGUCAGAUCUAUGCUAUCUCCAAGGACUUGGCCACGUACAUAUCAAUCAAUCAGCCUAUAUUGCACAAGUAUGCCAAUGAAGACGUGUCAUUAGGGGCUUGGUUUAUCGGUCUUGAAGUUGAGCACAUUGAUGAACGCACCAUGUGCUGUGGAACUCCACCAGAUUGUGACUGGAAAGCUGAGGCAGGGAAUGUAUGUGUCGCCUCGUUUGACUGGAGCUGCAGUGGAAUUUGUAAAUCAGUAGAGAAGCUAAAAUAUGUCCACGAGAAGUGUGGUGAAGGGGAAGAAGCUCUUUGGAAUGCUCUCUUCUGAUUUGCUUGAGAAAUAAGAGAGUUGAGGAUUCCUGGUGAGACAUGGCUGUCGGACGAUUUCCAUCUGGCUGGCUGUUUUCGAUUGCCAAAAUUUUCCAAUCAGAACUUUUAGUCCAGCAGUUUGCUGUAAAGAGCAUGUUUGUUGUAGAUUAUGUCUCUGUCUAGAUAUACUGAUAUAGAUAUAUGGAUUUUGAAAGACAGUGGCUAUAAUUUUGCUAAUUCUUUUCAGCAUAUCAGGAGAAGAGGACCUUUUAGAUGUGUACUCACAUUCUUUGUGGUGGAGAUAAUGUAAUUUUGGUGGUGGUGAGGUUUAA